AUGAACAAGUCAACGCUUCUACUGCUACUUUGCCUAUCCUUAACUGCUGCCUUUCCAAAAUCAAGGAGAUUAAACGAAAAUACUAAAAGAAAAUUAGCAGAAUCUUCAGUUGAUAUUUCAGGUACUUGGGAGCCCUUAAGGAUUAAAUUUGAAUAUGUAACUGAUGCUGAUCUUCAAACAAAAGAGUUUUUGAAUCAGAUCUUCUCGAUAUGUGGCACAUUUUUGUCAAAACACCUUCUGGUUAGAAGGAGUUCAGAUAAAAUCUAAUUACCUCAAGAUGCUCCAACAUAAUUCAAGGAAUACUUUGAGAUGGGUACUGAUAUGUUGUCUGUCUAACAUGACGCUGACCUGGUAUCUAAUUGUAAUAUAUUUUUAGGUCUUUUUUAUAAAUACAAUGAACGAUAGUAAUGACAGUACAUUAGCCUUUUGUGCUCCAGUUGUUUUUGAUGACAAGACUAAAAGACCUAUCUUUGGAGCUAUCGGAUGGAAUAUGGCCUAUAGUUAAGUGAGUACCUUAACAAAUGCUGGAUUUGAAUCACAAUUAGCAACAGCUGUUCAUGAAAUCAUUCAUGGACUUGGUUUUGUGGAGGAUCUUUUUAACUAAUUUUAUGAUUCAGUUACAGGUGAAGUCUAUCCAGAUGGAGGCAUGAUAUAGGAUGGGGACGUCGUGAAGAUCAUAACUCCUAGAGUGCUAGCCUUUGCUAGGAAACAUUUCGCAUGUGAUGAUAUAGAAGGAGUACCUAUGGAAUAAGAAGGUGGUGAUGGAACUGCUGGAUCUCAUUGGGAAAGAGCCUUAUUCUACAAUGAAAUGAUGACAGGAAAUGACAUGGUUAGUGAUUUUGUACUGACAGACUUUACAUUUCAAUUAUUAUAAGAUUCAGGAUAUUAUAGAUUAGCUGAUUACAAACCUGAUAUAUUAACAUGGGGAGAAGGAUAAGGAUGCAGCUUCUAUGAUUCAAUGUGCGAAUCUGAUUUCCCAGAAUUUUGUGCUGAUGAAGGAAGUGUAGGAUGUGCUAUAACCCAUAAUGGUGUUGGAGUUUGUUCUAGUGAUGAUUUAUCCAACAGUUGUAAGUAUUAUUAAAUCGAUCCUAAUCUCGAUUGUAGAAAUGCUAAUUCAGUUGGGUAUUCUGACAAUGGAGCUACCUUUUAAGAUUUUGGCUAUCAUAGUAUGUGUGUCGUUGGUGGUUUUGCAGCAGCAAGUGGCACUCCUUAAAAGUUCAGUUGUUAUAAAUACAGUUGUGAUGGCGCAUUUACUAUCACAGUCAAUGGUAAAUCCAUAGAUUGCUCUUCUGGAGGAGAGAAAACUCUUGAUGGAUUGAGUGGUAGCAUCACUUGCCCUGAGAAUUACAAAUAGUUUUGUGAAAAUGCCGAUGAAUGCCCAAAUUAGUGUAACAAAAGAGGUUUCUGUAUGAAAGGUGUAUGCACUUGUUAUGGAAAUUAUUAUGGAUCAGGUUGUGAACAAGAAAACUGCACAAAAAUUAGAAAAGGAACUGAAUGUGUUGACUCAUGUCCUUCUGGGUAUUAUCUCAAUGAUGCUGUCAAUUAUUGUAUUGGAUGUCCAGGAGUAAUUAUAUUAUUAAUCAAAUUAGUAUUGCACAUCUUGCUCGUCAUACAAUGCUUGUACACAAUGUUAAGACGGUUAUGAGUUGAGAGCAGGGUUCUGUGAUUUAUUAUCCAGCAGCAGUUAUUCAAGCCAUCUAGAAAUUCUAGUCCUUCUAUCAAUAGUGUUAAUCUCUUGAUAUCGAUGAUGAGG
Paramecium octaurelia is the source of this 1753-nucleotide messenger RNA. NCBI's taxonomy places the organism in Eukaryota, Ciliophora, Oligohymenophorea, Peniculida, Parameciidae. The record is from the annotation of a GenBank genome assembly.